This is a messenger RNA of Staurois parvus, 475 nucleotides long. NCBI's taxonomy places the organism in Eukaryota, Metazoa, Chordata, Amphibia, Anura, Ranidae. The record is from the annotation of a GenBank genome assembly.
AUGGGCCCCUAUACCGCCUCCUCAUGCUGCUGCCAGGCCCGUAAUCUGCCAUGGGCCCCCGUACCAACUCCUCAUGCUGCUGCCAGGCCCGUAAUCUGCAUGGGCCCCUGUACCGCCUCCUCAUGCUGCUGCCAGGUCCAGAGUGUGUCAUGGGUCCCUGUACGGCCUCCCAUUGCUGCUGUCUCCAUCGCCACACUCUGCCAUGUGCCACUUUCAGGUCUCCUCACACUGCUGGUGGUUUCCAUUUUUGUCAUAGGGUGCUGUAUGGCCUCCCAUUGCUGCUGCCUCCACCGCCACACUGUGGCUCCACACUCUGGUUUUGGCCCCGUGACUGCCCAAAUGAGUGAAGUGUGCGGUGAUUCUAAGAUCGACGGCACUCAUCUGCAUGUCAUACUGACUGUCAGUAUUUAUUUCUCUUCCCCAGCAGACUCCAAGGGCAUUUAAAUUAAAGGUACAGUGUUCUGCACUAAUAUAA